Colias croceus (clouded yellow) is the source of this 2394-nucleotide messenger RNA. It is a transcript of the gene mbl, whose product is annotated as protein muscleblind. Bases 688 to 2103 code for a protein of 471 amino acids. The transcript has 9 exons. Gene Ontology annotation, molecular function: metal ion binding. The record is from RefSeq and is a predicted model, not a curated record. Lineage: Eukaryota; Metazoa; Arthropoda; Insecta; Lepidoptera; Pieridae.
CUUGUGGUUUCGUAUCGCGCUUCUUGCCCGCUUUCAAUGUUUUCCGUUUUAUUUUGUUAUUUCUGUGAUGUAAACCAAUUUUUUAAAUAAAUUUUAUUUAAUAACCUUUUAGUGAAAGAUAUUGUGCGUUGUUAUAGUGGUGCUUGCUGCAAAACAUCAGAUACAACAAGAUAUUUGCCCGGAGUCAUAACAUUAUAAGAAGCUCGCUUAAAUAGUUGAGCCCCGCACCGCACCGGCUUGCUCGCUGACCGCCGAGCCGCUAAUUCGCUUAUUUCGCGCCCCACCGUCGCCCGCCAGAUCCCGCACCGGCCGCCGCCGCCAUGCUCGCGCACCAAGCACCGCUCGCCCUCUACUAAAUCAAUCGACAACAUCGAUACGAACGCGUGUGAUAAUAUUUUAAUACUUGCCUAAUUAAGCUUGCAACUUCGGUGUCUUUCUAACGUAAUUGUAAGAUUAAUAUUUUGUAAAUUAGUAAUCUCCGCCGCGCGUCAAUCGCCGCGGUAUUAUAUUCGUCUACCGAGUGUUGCGCAGUGUUCAGUGAAGGGUGCGCGAGCGCCACAGCUACGCCGCAUAUAUAACGUGUGAGAAGUGUACUCGGAGCGCGCGGGCGCGCUCGCCCUACGCCGCCUAUGCGCCGCACUUCAGCGUAACUGUGCGUGAAUUUCAACUACGACUAUAGUGGCAACGAUGGCAACCAUGGUGAACAUGAAUAGCCUCCUGAACGGAAAAGACUCUCGCUGGCUGCAGCUCGAAGUGUGCCGCGAAUUCCAACGAAAUAAGUGUUCGCGACCAGACAACGAGUGCAAGUUUGCGCAUCCCCCGACCACCGUGGAAGUGCAGAAUGGAAGAGUUACCGCCUGCUACGAUAGUAUCAAGGGUCGAUGUAACCGCGAGAAGCCUCCUUGCAAGUACUUCCAUCCACCGCAGCACCUCAAGGACCAGCUACUUAUCAACGGGCGGAAUCACUUAGCUCUCAAAAACGCCUUAAUGCAACAGAUGGGUCUGACGCCUGGCCAGGUCCUCCCUGGCCAGGUCCCCACCGUGGUGGGUGGCGUGAGCGGAGCAGGUGCGGCCGCGAGUCAUCUCGCUGCCCUGGACCCGAUCAGUCUCGCCUUGCUCGCACCGCAGGCUACAUCUCCGUACUUAUCCGGCGUCCCCGGCGUGGGCUCGACGUAUGCGCAGUACUACACACCGCAGCUGGUGCCGGCCAUGUUGGGCCACGACCCAGCCGCCGCUGCUGCAUCGCCUCUGGGUGUCAUGCAACAACCUGUGUUGCAGCAAAAGCUGCCACGCACUGACCGUCUAGAGACGGCCGCCGCAGCGCAGCAGCCGGCAGCGAGCGCGACUUCGGAGCAAGGAAAGAAACGCCCGGCCCCCGCCGAGCUCGAGCCGCCACCGAUGGACAUGAAAAGCGUCGGAUCCUUCUAUUACGAUAACUUCGCGUUCCCCGGCGUGAUGCCCUACAAGCGGCCCGCCGCCGACAAAGCCGGCAUGCCGGUGUACCAGCCCGCGACAACUUAUCAGCAACUGAUGCAGCUGCAACAGCCGUUCGUGCCCGUGUCAUGUGAGUACCCCGCGCCCGCGUCGUCCGCCCCGCCGGCCGCGGUGACGGUGUCCGCCGCGCCGCCGCCCGCGCCGCAGCCGCAGGCCGCCCCGCAACCGCCCCCGCAGCCCGCUCCCCCACCCGCGCCGCAACCCGCAAUGCCGCAGCCGCCGCACCCGCACCAGCCCUCCGCCGCGCCCUCCCCGCCGGGAUCCCUGUCCGAGACGCCGACCCCGGACCCGGCGGCGGUCGCCAAAGAAGUCGCCCAGAAGAACUACGCCGCCGCGCUGGCCCUCGCGGCGCAGCAAUCGGCCAUGGCGCACGCGGCCGCGGCGUACACGCAGCAAGCGUUCAAGGCGCGCCACGCAGCCAUGCCCGGCCUGAUGCGCGCGCCGCUGAUGAUGCGGCCGGGCUGGCCGGUGCCGCCGAUGCCGAUGCCGGCGUUCUACCAGCAGCCGUACAUGUACGCGAUGCCGCCGCCCACGCCGCCCGCGGCUGCUGCGGCGGCGGCGGCGGCCGCGGCGGCCGUGAACCCGUACAAAAAGAUGAAGACGACAUAAGCGGCGCGGCGGCCCGCGGCCGGCGGGGCGCGGAGCGCGGGGUCUCCGCUUAGAGACUCAUACGUGUGCGGCCGAGUGGCCCCGGCCUGUCGGGGCAUUUAGCGCUAGGCGUGUUGUCACAUUUGUAUUGUAUGAUUGUAAGGACGAAGCGAACGAUUCCCGUUUCGCGGAUGUCUACGUAGUUUAUGCUAUAUCUAUAUUCUAUUGUGUAUCUACUCACUUACCGUUAUUAUCUUAUGCGUGUAUAUUUCUCGUAUCUACGAUCCCGGUAAUAAUAACGCUUGAAAUGCA